Messenger RNA from Leopardus geoffroyi (Geoffroy's cat), 2316 nucleotides. RefSeq names its product vomeronasal type-1 receptor 1-like. The record is from RefSeq and is a predicted model, not a curated record. Gene Ontology annotation, cellular component: membrane. Gene Ontology annotation, molecular function: pheromone receptor activity. NCBI's taxonomy places the organism in Eukaryota, Metazoa, Chordata, Mammalia, Carnivora, Felidae. Gene Ontology annotation, biological process: G protein-coupled receptor signaling pathway.
UCAGCUAUCUAAUGAUCUAUUUGCAACCUAUUUCUGGACAUCUGGUAGACAUGACAGACUCCACACUUAAACUUCUCUGAACUCUCUUUAAAAAAUUUUUUUUAAAUAAACUAUUUUUUAAAGAGUAGUUUUAGCUUCAUAGCCAAAUUAACAGGAAACUACAGAGAUUUCCCAUAUAUCCCAUGCCCUCACAUACACAUAGUCUGCCUCAUUAUUAACCUCCAGCACAACAGUGGUGCAGUUGUUAUGAUUGAUGAACCUACAAAGGCAUGUUAUCACCCAAAGACCAUGAUUUACAUUAAGGUUUCCUCUUGUACAUUUUAUGGGUUUGGAUAAAUGUAUAAUGACAUGUGUCCACCAUUAUAGUUAUACAAAUUAGUUUCACUCCCCUAAAAUUUCGGUUUACUGCCCUAAAAAUUCUCCACCUAAUCGUCCCUCCCUCCUGCCUAACCUCUGGCAACUAUUGAUAUUUUUAUUGUCUCCAUAGUUUUGCCUUUUCAGAAUGUUAUACAGUUUGUAGCCUUUUCAGAAUGGCCUCUUUGACUUAGUAAUAUGUGUUUAAGUAUCCCCCACUGUCUUUUCAUGGCUUGACAGUGCUCGCUCUCUCUCGUUCUAAGUGCUGAAUAAUACUCCAUUGUCUGGACAGAGCACAGUUUAUUUAUCCAUUCACCUAGUGAAGGACAUCUUGAUUGGUUCCAAGUUUUGCCAGUUGUGAAUAAAGUUGCCUGUACACAUCUGUGUGCAGGUUUUUGUGUGGAUGUGUUUUCAACACAUUUGGGUAUAUACCAAGGAAUGCAAUUGCUGGAUUGCCUGGCAAGCCUGUCAGUCUUGUAGGAAAGUGCCAGACUGUCUUCCAAAGUGACUGUGCCAUUUUGCUUCCCUGCCAGCGAUGAAUGAGAGUGCCCAUUGCUCCACCCCCUCACCAGCGUUUGGUGGUGUCUGUGUGAGCUUGCUUUUCACUCUGCUCUGACCGCAGCUGUCCCACUCUCAGUUGAUAGCGACUCUGUCCUUCCAGCUGCUGAGACUGAAAAUCCAGGGCUCGUUCUCGACUCACUCCUUUUCCAGUCCUACGGGAAAUCUGAUUGGGUCUACUUUCAAAACAGAUCAUGAAUCUGACCCCUUUUCACCGCCAUGCCUGCCCUCAGCCUGGUGAGAGCCACCAUGCUCUAUCUGAAUUUCUGCAGAGGUCAUCCACUGAUCUUGAUCCUAUGCUUUUUCUUUCCAAGUCUGUUGUCAACGCUUCAGCCAACGUGACCCUUUCAAAGUAUGAAUCAGAGAUAAUUUCAACUCUCCAUGCAGACACUGUCACUGCAAUUAUUGGUGAAGUGAUCAUCACUUCCCAGCAAAGAGAUGAGAUCAUGGUGUCCCAGACCUUUACCUCGGAUAAGAUACCACCUUUGCACACAUGCUCCAGAUUGGACUCUAAAAUCUGCUGGUUGUUGGGGAAUGACAUUUGGAGUUCCUCAGACAAUGGUAGCAUUUGUGUUGAAAUCUUUUCUGGAUGAUGCUGGAUGUAAGCUUGUCUUCUAUUUUCACCGAGUGGCCAGAGGGGUUUCCCUCAGCACCACCUGCCUGCUCAGUGGUUUCCAGGCCAUUAAGCUCAACACUAACACCUCCAAGUGGUUGGAGCUCAAGGUUACAUUCCCAAAGUGCUUUGGCUUCUGCUGUUUCCUCUGCUGGAUCCUGCAUCUCCUGUUGAAUAUCUUUAUUACUUUGCAUGUUACUGGACCAAGAAAGAACAAAAACAUGAGUGUGGAAAUUUAUGAAUACCGUAAUUCACCCAUUCCAAACAAAUUUGUUGUUUUACUACAUGCAGUCAUGUUCUCCUUCAUUGGUGUCACUUGUUGGGGCCUCAUGGCCUGGUCUAGUGGCUCCAUGGUCUCUGUCCUGCUCAGGCACAAGCAGCAAGUCCAACACAUUCACAGCAACAGACUUCCCCCCAAACCUUCCCACGAGGCCAGAGCCACGCACACCAUCCUGGCCCUGGUGAGCAUAUGCAUCUCCUUUUAUUUUGUCUCUUUCAUUUUGUCUUUGUGGGUAACACUUAUUGUGAACCCAAGCCACUGGCUGAUGAACAUCUCUGCCCUGGCAUCUUCAGGCUUCCCGACCUUCAGCCCCUUCAUGCUCCUUGGCAGUGAUACCCGUGCCUCUCAGUUUUUCUCUGCUUCUAGGGAAGAAAAAUAAUUUUUCCAAGUAUGGUCUCUAAAACAGUAAGUUCCCUAUAGGACAUCCUAUCAUUUAUUUACUCACUUUUCUUUUGCCGAUUUAAAAAAAAAAAUGUAUUCAUUUUUGAGAGAGAAAGACAGAGUGCAAAGA